UUUUGAACCAAGAAGAGAAAAGUUGUCGCUGUUGAGUCUCUUACUGAAUACUGAGCACGCGUUUGAAAUAUGUAUAUAUGAUCAUCAAGAAGAGCUCACUCGUAGAGCUAUAUAUCAUGCCUUCAACAAACAAGUGCUCAAUUCGAAUUAAUGACAACCUAGUGUACGCGUUCCUUUCAUGGCACUUCAAGAAUAUUUUGAAAGCUGAGGUUAGCGAUCACCAUGGGAAAACGCGUAUCAAGGUAAAGUUCUCUAUGAUUACAUCUGUUAAACCAUUUAUCUGACUAAUAGGGGCACCGCAUAACAACGGCCCGAUAGACCGCUCAAUGGUUUGUGUUGGCUUAUUUGCGCACAAUUUAGUAUAGGAGUUUCAAAUUAGGAAUUGGGCUUGAUUUUAUUAUUUGGAUUGAUGUCUAGUUUAAGCAGUUUGCCUGUAACUUACUGUUUAGCCUAUUCCGAAGUUGGCGGAUCCAGUUAAGCAUCGUGUAAAAACGAACAUAUUUUGGGGUUUUAAGUUCGAGAACAUGUGCGCGCCAUCUGUUUCAUGGCGUUAUUGAUUAAGCUGCGUCAAGUUAAGGGGCUACAGCUUGUGAAUAUAAAGUGAACUAAAAUAAUUGUAAAAUUUUAUGCACUUGAGAUAUGUAAAAAAAUUGUUCAAUGAACCUUGUUUUAUAUUUUGAACUUAUCCGCCAAACGUCCAUCCAACCUUAUUGAAAUACUGCACUUGACACUCGUGUGAAUAGGCAAUAUAUCUCCUUGUUGAAAAGAUUAAUAGAGAUGUUUAGUCAGCAAGAUGACUGGAUAUUAGAUAUCCCAUUCAAUUCAUCCGACAAGGUGCAGUAUAUAUGCAGUAGCAAUAAAACCUAGAUGUGUAUUUCUGCAUCUUACUCGACUGAAAUUAAUUAAUGCAUGUAGAUUGUCUUUUAGAAUAAUUCUCAGACAUUGCCACUGAAUUCAAAUGAUAAAAUCAUAUACCAGUCAAACUCUGUGUUUCUAUUUCAGCUACUGGAGUUGUUGCUGCGCUGAAAAGUAAAGAGGAACGGUUUGUGUUUGGUUUCAUCUGAUGAUAAAGAUUUUGUGUGCAAACCGAAACUCAGUGAAUUAAUGAAGGAUAAUCAGGAGCAUUGUCUGAAUUUAAUCUCAUGCAGAAGUCGUUCUCAAUGUGCAAGGAA
This is a messenger RNA of Paramuricea clavata, 1172 nucleotides long. The record is from the annotation of a GenBank genome assembly. NCBI's taxonomy places the organism in Eukaryota, Metazoa, Cnidaria, Anthozoa, Malacalcyonacea, Plexauridae.